AUGUUGUCCCAGUUCCGGUGUCUCACCAGGAAUUCCGGCCGCUCCCUCUCUGCGCUCCGCCAGGGGAAUAAUGCGUCGGCUCGUGGAGCUUCAUCAGCUCUGUCAGCAAGCCAUUCUCUCACCUUCAACAACACUGUAAAAUCGGAUCCCCGAUCCAGCAUCUUCCAAAUCCAGUACUUCAGGACAUCUGUAGCCUACAGGGAUGAAGUUGUCACAGUCAAGACCCCUGCCUGCGUCACAGAAGGAGACGUAAGGUGGGAAAAAGAAGUUGGAGACAGAGUCAAAGAAGAUGAGGUGGUGUGCGAAAUUGAGACGGAUAGGACCUCAGUGCAGGUUUCCUCUCCUGCUGCUGGAGUGAUUGUGGAGCUUUUGGUUCCUGAUGGAGAAAAAGUCAAGGCGGGAACUCCUCUUUUCAAGCUUAUAAGAGGAGCCAUGCUCCUAUGGCUGCAGCUGCCCCUCCCCAGCCCGACCAACCUCCAUACCAAGACUAUGCCCCCUGUGCCCCCUGUGCCAGCACAUGCCGCAAUCGGAACAGUGUUCGGCAGCCUUAUUAUCGGUUAUGCCAGGAACCCCUCGCUCAAGCAUCAGCUGUUCUUUUACGCCAUCUUGGUCUCUUCUGUCUGA
This is a messenger RNA of Limanda limanda (common dab), 624 nucleotides long. RefSeq names its product dihydrolipoyllysine-residue succinyltransferase component of 2-oxoglutarate dehydrogenase complex, mitochondrial-like. Lineage: Eukaryota; Metazoa; Chordata; Actinopteri; Pleuronectiformes; Pleuronectidae. The record is from RefSeq and is a predicted model, not a curated record. The coding region runs from base 1 to 624 and encodes 207 amino acids. The transcript is spliced from 2 exons.